AACUUACUUUCCUGUCAAUUUUCUGUAGUGUUCGUGUUUGUAUCGAUUGUUCUUGUAACAAGUUUAAACACUAUCUGAAGUUUAGACAUGCCUGUAGCAGAGGUAAAGUCCAGUUGGGCUGAUGAAGUAGAAGAGGAGGGAAGAGCAUUGCCCUCACCUUCAGAGACCUAUGAAAAUGGUUUUAAAGUUCUCACUGAAUACAAAUAUAAUCAAGAUAACAAAAAGGUCAAGGUUGUUCGUACAUAUAAGAUUGAAAGACGUGUAGUCUCAAAGACAAUUGCUGUUCGUAAAAAUUGGGCCAAAUUUGGAGACUCUGCAGAUGACAGACCUGGACCAAACCCUGCCACCACAGUUGGUGGUGAAGAUGUUUUCAUGCAAUUCAUUUCUAGUAAGGAAGAAGAGAAUAAGGUUGAAGAGGAUAGUCUUGACAAGUUGAAGAGUAUGGGAGACAAAGGUGUAGUUAAAUGCCGUAAUUGUAAUGGAGACCAUUGGACAACAAAGUGUCCUUAUAAAGACACAGUCCUUGCUGGAGGUAAAGUGCCAGAUGAUAAGAAACCCCUUAUUACUACUAGUGCCCCUGGUGCAAUGACAGAACUGAAACCUCAAGGUAGUAAAUACGUACCACCUGGUAUGCGUGAUGGAGGCAGCAAACGCGGAGAUCCUAUGCAAAUGCAAAGACGCGAUGAUACAACUGCUAUUCGUAUUUCCAAUUUAUCAGAGAGUACUACAGAUGGAGAUUUGGAUGAGCUUGUUAAGCCAUUUGGAUCUGUUCUUAAAUUUUAUCUUGCCAAAGAUAAACAGACCAAUCUUUGUAAAGGAUUUGCAUAUGUACAUUUCAAAUACAGAGUGGAAGCUGCAAAAGCUAUUGCUACACUCAAUGGUUAUGGUUAUGAUCAUCUUAUCUUGAAUGUAGAUUGGUCAAAACCACAGCAACAAAGUAACUAAUUUGUUAAACAAUUCAAUUUUGUUUACCUGGAUUGCAACAUGUAAAAAUAUAGGAGAUAUGCAACUAUUUAAUUGUGAC
Habropoda laboriosa is the source of this 1024-nucleotide messenger RNA. Its product is annotated as eukaryotic translation initiation factor 3 subunit G-like. NCBI's taxonomy places the organism in Eukaryota, Metazoa, Arthropoda, Insecta, Hymenoptera, Apidae. Gene Ontology annotation, molecular function: translation initiation factor activity; RNA binding. Gene Ontology annotation, cellular component: cytoplasm; eukaryotic translation initiation factor 3 complex. Bases 88 to 945 code for a protein of 285 amino acids. The record is from RefSeq and is a predicted model, not a curated record. The transcript is spliced from 3 exons.